AUGAAUAUCACGGAAUUGACGGUAGUAGAAUAUUAUCGUGUCCUACAUCCCGCUUCCAGCAUGCUUAAGGCGAUGCAGGCUGUCGGGACCACUAUCACCAUCCUGCGAUGUUUACGGCCCACUGCGGGCUUGGCCAUCGUACAUGUCGUUAGCGUCGAAAUCCUCCAACCAAGUUCAAAGAUGUUGGAGAUGACACAAUUCCAACCAGUAAUAGCGGCACGCCGUAUGAUGUCGUCAGCUGAAACCAUACCAGCCAUUACCGAAACAUGGAGACACCUUGAGCGGAAGAACAUAAUACAAAGUGACACUCCGAGGUGUGAUCCUUCGAUGAAACAGGUCAGCGAUCCAUCCAAUCUUUUCAGCGAGGGUUCCAAACCCUUGCUAUAUAGCAACCACGCGGGCUUCCUCAAGUAUACAAUCCGCGCGCUGAGCUGCGGUCGGCUAAGGGAGAGUUUCAAUGAUGAUCGAAGCACUGCAGUCACACUUGGAAACGUCAAGUUGGCAUUCCUUCCGCUAUCGGCAAAGGCUUGUGAGCUUUCACUACCAACUCCUCAGGACACACUUGCGGUAGGUCCAUUUGGAUUUUCAAUGACUCCUCGUUCCUAUCACGGGAAUCAGGGCGGAGAAUGUGACGGUGGAGAACACAGCGAUGACCUAUCGUGUAUUGAAUGUGUAAAGGAGACGAAUAACAAGAAGCUGAAGGCUGAAAGAAAGCAUGAGCACAUUCGCCGGCCGAUGAACGCCUUUAUGAUAUUUUCAAAACGGCAUCGUCCAAUGGCGCAUAGUAAGUAUCCGAAUCGCGACAACCGGACUGUCUCGAAAAUUCUCGGUGAAUGGUGGUACGCUUUAGGUGCAGACGAGAAGCAACAGUACCACAAGCUUGCUACGCAGUCGUUCGAAUUCGACUUGAAAGCAGCAGAUGAUAUGGCAAUGACUUGUUCGGAAGAUGGCUACAACGGCAGUCUGAGUCCCACAACUGUUAUCUUACCUCGAGCAACUUCAUUGCGAGGCGAAAACUUGGAUAUUAAUUUGGAAUCGCCGCUGAUAAGUCCGACCGUCGCGGGAAUGCAGUCGUUCCUAGCGCCGAACAGCACCAUCCCUUCUUCGCCGGUAAUCGGCACAGCCUUCGACCUCAGCUUACUGCGAAAUGCAGUGGAUGGACAGCAGCCUACAAUGCGGUCGCCAUCGCGCAUACUUACACCACCAAUGUUUGAGGCGAUAUCACCGACACGAUCACCAACAGUGUCUCCGAACCUUCACAAUAUUUGUUUGAGUGCAAAUGUGAGUCCACGGUCUGAAGAUUCGGCUGCUUUUGCACUCUCUCAGUUGCAGUACUUCACCAUAUCCGAGCAUACCAUUACUCCGAGCGAACAUAUAGAGGACGACGCAGCGGAUUCGAAGUCUGCUGAACGAGGGCUGGCGAAGCCGUUCGUGCUUAUGCCAACGCCUGCUCAGCGAGGUUUAGCCAAAGGACAAAAACGCGCUAACAGUGCGACCGAGUUUGCUAGUAUGAACCGAGCAACGGAGGCAUUGCAGUGCGAUGAUGGCCAAAUCAACACAACAAAGAAGUUUUUCAGACGUUCCGAUGAAACCAUGGAUAGGGUGUUAGAUCAGGUGGACUUCCAGAGCAAGUUUGCACUACUCCCAGAAAUCACGAUUGAUCAAUUGAAGGACACGAACAUAAGAAGUUUACCUUCAACACCGUCAAUACUAAUUCGCAAUAUUAUGGAAAAGGUUCGUGAUUCGCCUGAAACCAAGCCAUUAAUGUCUGCAGGCAGUAAUGGUGCCUUUUUUGAACCGACAUCGAACGAGUCAUCUCCAGAUUUGCUAUUGCUUGAAAAUAAAACACAUGGGAAUUUCUUGUUCAGCUCAGGAGACGACUGCUUUCCAACUGCUGCACAGCAAUUUCUUUCCCAGCAAACAGAGCCUGAUUCUGAAGAUUCGCGAAAUACGGCGGAGGAUGUUCACCCUCGUAGCCCAGUCAACGCAUUCGUGCGCACACGAACUGUGAACGGGUCGUAA
Ostertagia ostertagi is the source of this 2022-nucleotide messenger RNA. Lineage: Eukaryota; Metazoa; Nematoda; Chromadorea; Rhabditida; Trichostrongylidae. The record is from the annotation of a GenBank genome assembly.